AAAAAAACAACUUUCGUCAAGGCAAAGAUAAGAUCAAUAUCUUGGACUCUUUCUUGCUUCUCAAUGUUUUGCGGCUUCAAGCAAUUUAAAAAACACACACUCAUUGAGUGUGUUUGCACAACAAAUUUCAAUGUCCGAUUACGAUUAAUGAUUUGAUUGAGUAGAAGCAAGACUCUGAGCUCACACUAUAUAACUGCCACCGAUUGCCCCUUUCACUCUCUCAUCUCAUUCCCAAAGAACCAUCUUUUUCUCUCUCACACAUAUACACAGAAAAAAAACCAAGAUACCCAGAACAAGACUUUCCCAUCUGCUUGUGUCCAUUUUCAGGCUGCAGAAGAACUGGAUACACACUAAGGGAGAAAUGGGUACAUUUACUCGGUUGCACAGCCUUUUGCUUUGCUUUCUCAUUGUUCAGAGUUCAUCAUUUCAAUCUUCUGCUACUGGGAUUGAAGCAAACCAGACAGUUGCUCUUCUCGUAAAUGCUUCUGAAGCAUCGGCUAAAAAGAUACCAUCAACCUUGUUCGGUAUAUUUUUUGAGGAGAUAAAUCAUGCUGGGGCUGGAGGAUUAUGGGCAGAGCUCGUCAGUAACAGAGGGUUCGAAGCUGGUGGACCCAACACGCCUUCGAAUAUUGAUCCAUGGUCGGUCAUUGGUGGUGAAUCAUCUCUAAUUGUAUCAACUGAACGUUCAUCAUGUUUCGAGCGGAACAAAAUCGCUCUAAGGAUGGAAGUUCUUUGUGAAUCCAAAGCAUGUCCUGCUGGUGGAGUUGGUAUUUAUAACCCUGGUUUUUGGGGAAUGAAUAUUGAACAGGGAAAGUCCUAUAAAUUAAUGCUCUAUGCUCGUUCGUUGAAGCCAAUUGAUGUAACUGUGUCAUUAACUGGAUCGAGUGGAUUGACACUGGCUACAGCUAACAUUUUGGCUUCUGAUGUUUCGAAUUGGACUAAGUUUGAGCUUACUUUACAAGCAAAAGGAACUGAUCCAAAAGCAAGGCUUCAACUGACAACCACCAAGAAAGGUGUUAUAUGGUUUGAUCAAAUAUCUCUGAUGCCCACAGACACAUACAAGGGGCACGGUUUCCGCCAAGAUCUUUUCAAGAUGUUGAAAGAUUUAAACCCAGCAUUUAUUAGAUUUCCAGGUGGUUGCUUUGUUGAAGGUGAAUGGUUAAGGAAUGCAUUCAGAUGGAAAGAAACUAUUGGGCCAUGGGAGGAAAGGCCGGGCCAUUUUGGUGAUGUUUGGCAUUAUUGGACUGAUGAUGGAUUUGGUCAUUUGGAAUUUCUUCAGCUUGCUGAGGAUUUAGGCGCUGCACCAAUCUGGGUAUUCAACAAUGGUAUCAGCCACAAUGAUCAAGUCGACACAUCCAGCAUUGCACCGUUUUUACAAGAAAUUCUGGACGGUAUUGAGUUUGCCAGAGGGGAUUCUAAGUCAAAAUGGGGUUCUGUUCGAGCUGCAUUGGGCCAUCCAGAACCCUUUGAUCUGAAAUAUGUUGCGGUUGGAAAUGAGGACUGUGGAAAGAGAAAUUACCGAGGAAAUUACCUCAAGUUCUAUGCGGCCAUUAAAAAUGCAUAUCCGGACAUCAAAGUAAUAUCAAACUGUGAUGGCUCCUCCCAGCCAUUGGAUCAUCCAGCUGAUUUGUACGAUUAUCAUAUUUAUAGCAGCGCAAAUAAUGUCUUUGCUUCGGCCCAGAAAUUUGACCGAGCGUCACGAAAUGGUCCAAAGGCAUUUGUGAGUGAAUACGCCGUAACUGGGAAUGAUGCAGGAAAGGGUAGUCUUUUGGCGGCUCUAGCUGAAGCUGGUUUUCUUAUUGGUCUAGAAAAAAAUUGUGAUGUUGUUGAAAUGGCGAGCUACGCGCCUUUAUUUGUUAACACCAAUGACAGAACGUACGUGGUGAAUUUUGGAAGCAAUAAUGUGACACUUCAAGUAUCCAUUGUGGGAUUGGAGGUGAACUCUUUGCAAUCGUCCGGCUCGACGAAGACCGUAUUAACUUCAAGCAACGUGAUGGAUGAGAAUUCUUUCCAAGUUCCUAAUAAGGUUGUACCGAGUAAAGUGGAGAUGGACGAUGUAGGGGAGGAAAUGGACGUUCUUCUUUCUCCUCAUUCUCUAACAUCACUCGACUUGCUAAUAGAUUCGAAAACUAUUCGGCUUGUGGGGUCCGAUACUGUCGAUAAAUCUUCAUAU
Striga asiatica is the source of this 2173-nucleotide messenger RNA. NCBI's taxonomy places the organism in Eukaryota, Viridiplantae, Streptophyta, Magnoliopsida, Lamiales, Orobanchaceae. The record is from the annotation of a GenBank genome assembly.